Molecule: messenger RNA, 585 nt
Organism: Penicillium cinerascens
Lineage: Eukaryota; Fungi; Ascomycota; Eurotiomycetes; Eurotiales; Aspergillaceae
Product: cupin domain-containing protein
Exons: 1
Coding region: 1-585 (194 amino acids)
Source: RefSeq, a predicted model, not a curated record
AUGAGCGAAAAUCGCCCCAACGAGGGCCAAUUAGCGCCAGAUCUCCCCGGCGUCAAUAUCAAUAUCACCGAUCAUGAUGAAUUCGGCAAUGAAGCCUUCCUGCCAGCCCGCCCAGGAAACUGGCAAGCCUAUGACAACAAUAGCAUGGCGUUCUCGGUGCUCUACACGACGUCAGAGUUUCCUGUCUCUUUAAACGACGGCCAUGAUUUGGCCAAACAUGACCAAAUCACCGCAUCCAAGAAACUGGGCCUUGUGAAUCCGGGUGGGACAGUUUGGAGGAUAGUGGACUUCGCGCCGGGAUUUGAAUCCAUGAUGCAUCGGACCCGCAGUCUAGAUUUUGGGAUUGUCAUUGAGGGCACGAUUGAGCUUAUUCUUGCGUCUGGAGAAAAGCGCUUUCUGCACCGCGGGGAUGUCUCCGUCCAACGAGGGACAAAUCACGCCUGGAGAAAUCCUGAUCUUACCCGGUGGUGUCGGAUGGCAUAUGUUUUACAGGAUGCUCAACCUGUGCUGGUCAAUGGAGAGCCACUGAAAGAGGAUUUGGGUCACAGUACAGGGGACAUACCAGCGAGUGAGUGCGCCAAUUGA